UUGCCUUCUGAUAGUGAGUUGAUGUUUAAGUCGUUGCUCUUUUCAUGAAAACGGGAUUUCAUAUGUGUAAGCAGACUAUCUUGUACAUUUCUAAAAACAAAUCUACAUGGAGUUUAUUUCGUGGAUUUAAGGGAUGUGGAUUAACUGCGAUAUAUUAAGCUUCUUUUUAAGAAAGCAGUAUGAACUCGCGAAUGCUCUAACACAUUUGAUGGUUAUAACAAGCACGCACAACCUUCACUUAAAGAAUCGCGGAAUGGCUGUACCGACCCCUCCGCAUAAUCGCCUACGGCCCGAAGACGAGGACGAUCCAGUGGACCGUAUGGUUAAUCGGACGGGCUGUGGCGAUCAGCACUACGCCGUGCAGGACUGCAUGGCGAAGCACCAGGACUGGCGGAAGUGCCAGCCCCAAGUUCUCAGCUUCAAGGAGUGUAUGGCGGCGUACCAGAAGGCAAGGAAGGGGCAGCUACUGAACAAAGGACUAAUAGACACAUCAUAGCCACGAGACUUGGAAAAAAGAAAAUAAUAAAAUCCUUGCUGUAUUCAGUACGCUGUGCAAGAGGACUUUUCAUCUUUUGAUUCAUGUAUAUAUUGCAAAUUUGAAUGUAUCCCCCCUCAUGCUUGUUUGUCACUGAUUUGACAAUGGGUUUCUGUUAAGCCCUGCUUUUAGGAGUACAAUGUGGCAUGAAGAUGCUGAUAUAUUUGAUUUAUUGCCCGUGAUUGUUACUUAUUAUUUUUGUAAUAAACGUUAGUCAAUAGGGACAGAAUUGAAUGCUC
Messenger RNA from Brienomyrus brachyistius, 774 nucleotides. RefSeq names its product cytochrome c oxidase assembly factor 4 homolog, mitochondrial (gene coa4). The coding region runs from base 134 to 496 and encodes 120 amino acids. Gene Ontology annotation, cellular component: mitochondrial intermembrane space. The record is from RefSeq and is a predicted model, not a curated record. The transcript is spliced from 2 exons. Lineage: Eukaryota; Metazoa; Chordata; Actinopteri; Osteoglossiformes; Mormyridae. Gene Ontology annotation, biological process: mitochondrial respiratory chain complex IV assembly.